Messenger RNA from Penicillium expansum, 1335 nucleotides. Its product is annotated as NADH:flavin oxidoreductase/NADH oxidase family protein. NCBI's taxonomy places the organism in Eukaryota, Fungi, Ascomycota, Eurotiomycetes, Eurotiales, Aspergillaceae. Gene Ontology annotation, molecular function: oxidoreductase activity; FMN binding. The coding region runs from base 1 to 1335 and encodes 444 amino acids. The record is from RefSeq and is a predicted model, not a curated record. The transcript has 2 exons.
AUGUCUCGUGCUGGUCAAAUCACGGAUGUCUCUCCCUUGGGUCGCCCUCUAAAGUUUUCAUUUUCGGGUCGCACUGCCCCUAAUCGAUUCUUGAAAGGAGCUAUGAGCGAACGACUGGCAUCCUGGUCACAGGAUGACCUCUCCGCUCGCGGAAUCCCUUCUGAUGAACUCGUGCAAGCCUACACUGUUUGGGGUCAAGGUCAAAUCGGAGUUAUCUUAACAGGUAACGUUAUGAUUGACCCCGAGCAACUGGAAACAGAGGGAAAUCUUAUCAUCCCAACAAACGCCCCGUUCUCUGGAGAGCGCUUCGAACAAUAUCGCCGAUUGGCAGCUGGAGCUACGGCCAAUGGGUCACUUAUCAUGGCCCAAGUCAGCCAUCCGGGCCGGCAAACCCCCUACCACUUGCAACCACACCCAAUCAGUGCUAGUGAUGUCCAGCUUGGCGGCGAGGUUCUCGGUAAUACAUAUGGUGUGCCGAGAGCUGCAACAGAAGAGGAUAUCGAGGGCGUCAUUGACGGCUUCGUCCACGCGGCCGAGUACCUAGAUCGAGCUGGCUAUGAUGGUAUCCAGCUCCAUGCCGCUCAUGGUUAUCUGCUUAGCCAAUUCCUAUCUGAGACGACGAACUUCCGAAAGGAUAAAUACGGAGGUAGCCUCACCAACCGCAUGCGUAUCAUCCUCGAGAUUCGUGAGGCAAUUGCGAGGAGAGUGCGCCCGGACUUCAGCAUCGGAAUCAAGGUCAAUAGUGUGGAAUUCCAACCUAACGGGUUCCAGCCCGAAGAAGCCCGCGAGUUGUGUCAAACUCUGGAGAAACAUGAAUUCGACUUUGUUGAACUCUCUGGGGGUACUUAUGAAAAUUGGAAGAUGAAUGAUGAAGCUAAGCGGGAUUCAACAAAAAAGCGCGAGGCAUUUUUCCUUGACUUCGCGCAAAUGAUUGUUUCAUCGCUCACCAAGACCAAGUCAUACUUGACUGGAGGUUUCCGUUCAGCCGAGGGAAUGGUCAAAGCUCGAGAGUUACUGGAUGGUGUAGGCCUUGCCCGUCCGCUAUGCCAGGAGCCAUUCCUCUGUAGGGAUAUUUUGAGCGGCAAGGUUCCUGGGGCGCUGGUACCCCUCAUCAACCAGUAUGACUUUGGACUUGCUGCAGUUGCUGCGUGUAUUCAGAUACGUCAGAUGGGAAACAAUUAUGCUCCUAUUGAUCUGAGCAACCAAAAUUGGGCAGACGCGGUGACCGCGGCGGUUGCCCAAUGGGCGGAGCGAAAGCAGACGGAUCGCUCAGAAGCUGCUGUUCAGCCUCCGGUAAUUGCUGGGUAUAGUGUUCCUUUAACACGGGCAGCAUAG